UUUACAAAAACAAAUAGGGAAUAGCAAGUAACUAAAUCAAGAUUUAUGAAAUUGUACAAAAUGAAUCGUAAGGAAAAAUAAAAAUUAUUAUGUAGAAAUUGAAGAAAAAUAUAACAAUCAAAUAGUCAAUUUUGAAUUCAUCAAACCUAUAGAUUAAACAUUUCAUUCCUGUAAUUUGAUUCCAAUGAAAUUGAAACACGGCUAUUAUGAUGUUUUCGUACAAACAUGCGCUAAAUAUCCAUCCAGCAUAGCCAUGAGACAAUAUGAUAAUGGUUUCUACAAAACUUAUACAUAUUCUGAACUCUUUGGAGUUUGUGAAUAUAUAUCCCAAAAUUUACAACAGUUGACAUGUAAAAAAGGAAUUAUUGGAUUAAUAUCAGAAAGGAACAUAAUCAUUCCUUGUGUUAUAGCCGCAGUUCACAAAUGCAGUACAACUUUUAUGUUUAUGAAUCCUCAGGAUUUCGAAAAAAUUACACAAAAAAUUCAAUUAAAGAUUUUGAUUCAUAUAACACAGAAUGUAGAAAGUGACAGUUUAUCAGAAUUUUUGGGUAGGAAGUCGGAUAAAACUGUUAAUGUUUUUAAUUUGGUAAUUAAUUUUUAUAACUUAGACCCAUGUGGAAGUCAACAUGAUUACAAACAUUUGCCUGAACAUUCUUAUAUAGCAAUGACAUCAGGCAUCACUGGAGAACCUAAGCACAUUCAGGUACCAAUACAAUGCAUGCAGCCUAAUAUAGCAGACCUAACUAAACUGUUUGAUAUUACUCAAAAUGAUAUCAUAUAUUUUUCCACACCACUGACAUUUGACCCUUCCAUGAUCGAAAUUUUAUUAGCCUGCAUGAAUGGGGCUUCCCUUCUUAUUGCACCAGAAAAAGCUGAUGUAUUAUUUCAUGAAAAAAAUGAAAACUCUGUGACAUUUUGGCAAACAACACCAUCAAAAUUCUUUCAACAAUCAAACACAGAUAUUAAAUAUAAAAUUUUCAAUGCAAAAUCAACACUGAAAAUAUUAGCACUGGGAGGAGAGCCCUUAUACGGCAUAAAGAGGUUGAAAGAACUAAAAGAUGCUAAAAAUAAAACAAAAUUAUUUACCCUCUAUGGUGUCACUGAAAUGUCAUGCUGGGCUUGUGCUGCUGAAUUGGAUUUGAAUAAAAUUCAUUGUGAUCGGGAAGUACCUCUUGGGAAAUGCCUUUCAGAAACACAAAUUAUAUUACAGCCUACCCACAAAAAUAAAAAAACAGGAAAGAUUGUUCUUGCUAGCAAAACAAGAAAAUGUACCAUUUUAAAUAAAGCAACUGGAACGGAUGAAGAUAAUUCUUUAAAAUAUGUAGACACAGGAGAUAUUGGAGAAAUAAGGAGUGGAACAAUUUACUACAGAGGUCGUAAAGAUGACAUAAUAAAGAGGUUUGGUAACAAAGUUAAUUUACAAGCAAUAGAGGCUACAAUAAUGCAAUGUCCUAGAGUAAAAACAUGUUCCUCUAUUUGGCUACCAAAGCCUAUGUUACUGGUUGUAUAUUAUUCCUCAGAAACAUUAACUAGUAGAGAGCUAUCUGACUUCUUAAAGUGUAAACUUGAUGAUAAGCAUUGGCCUGACAAAAUUAUAAGAGUUGACAAUUUACCAAUGAAUCCCCAUGGCAAGAUGUCAAGGCAAAUUCUAUCUCAAAUGUUUGAAAAGUCACAAGUACCACACACCUCGAAAUCUCUGAUGGUGAUAUUGAUAAAAGAACUUAAAGUAACAUUAAAUAGAAACCUCACUUAUGAAGAUAUAAAAGACAAGGAAUUCUUCACAAUUGGUGGUACAUCUUUUCUGGCGGUUUCAUUAUGUAAUAAAUUAUCGCUAACAUGUCCGAAGUUUGGCAAGUUUAUCUUACCUUAUUUAAUUACUGGGAAAAAUACAAUAGGCGAAAUAAUUCAAUUAGCCAUUAAAGAAUUAGGAGUAGAUGAAAAACAUAGCAAAAGAAGGCUGAAGAGAUCUAGAUCAAACACAGAAAGCUUUGCAUCAACAGCUCAAUCUCAUAAAAAAUUAAUUGAAAACCAUUUAGGGAAUCCUAUUGAAUUUGUAGUUGUUUGGACAUAUGACACUGGGAAAUGUGUUGAUGCAUCUCCAACUUUAUUCCAGAAUGGUUUCAAUCAGUACGUGACCGUGGGCAGCCACUCGGGUAAAAUAGUUGUUGUUGACGCAAUCAGUGGCAUAACGCAAGGAGUUGUCAAAGUGAAAUCGAGGGUCGAAGCAUCAGUUUUUUGCUGUAGCGAGGCACCACUAACGACACCAUGUGGUAUGGUUGGUACUUACGAUGGUACCAUCGUAUGCUUCACGUUAAAAACAUGCGAAGAACUUUGGCGUAUAAACAUUGGAUCUAUGAUUAAAAGUAAAGGAACUUGUUAUAAAGGAUGCCUUUGUAUUGCCGCUUACGACGGUAACAUACGCUGUAUUGAUAUUGUGUCAGGAGAAAUAAAACAUACAAUACACAUAACAGAUCAGGCUAUAUCAGCUGAUUUAGUCCUUGCUAAAAAUGAAUAUAUAGUCCUGGGCACACUAUCAGGUGUUUGUGCAAGUGUACACAUAGAGUCAAAAACUGUGGCUUGGCGAGGCACGCUUGAUAGUCCCGUGUUUGCAAGUCCCGUGCUUUACGACAAUGACAAAUAUGUUGUAUUUGCGGAGGUAAAUGGAGAAAUACAUUGCCGAACAGUUGAAAAAGGCAUCAAGAUUUGGAAAUACCAAGGUGCAAAGGGAAAUAUAUUUUCAUCGAUUUACAUAAAGGAAAUUGAAAAAUUUAAAUGGCAAAUGGUAUUUGGAUGUCACGACAGUAAUGUUUACAGUAUCAUUGUAAAAAAUUUUCAACCAAGUUUACAAUGGAAAACUCAACUCACAUCCCCAGUUUAUUCAACGCCACGUUGCUUAAGCGACAAAAUGAUCUUGGCUGCCUCCAAUAAUGGAAUAUUGUCCAUCUUAGAUUCGGAGAAAGGUGCUAUAAUCUCUGAAUAUCAUCUACCAAAUGAAACAUUUUCAACUCCCGCUAUAUAUGGCGAUUAUAUUUUUAUUGGAUGUAGAAAUGAUCAAUUAUACUCAAUAAAAUAUGCGCUGCAUUUGUAAUUCAUUUAUGAUCUUUAUAUUAUGUGAAAAGUACUAUAAAUUAUCUAGUCAUUCAUAUUUGCACUAUUAAGCCUGUAUCUUAGUUUUAAAAGUUGCAAUGAAAUAAACACAUGUAUUA
Molecule: messenger RNA, 3206 nt
Organism: Nymphalis io (European peacock)
Lineage: Eukaryota; Metazoa; Arthropoda; Insecta; Lepidoptera; Nymphalidae
Gene: Aasdh
Product: beta-alanine-activating enzyme
Exons: 6
Coding region: 185-3088 (967 amino acids)
Biological process (GO): amino acid activation for nonribosomal peptide biosynthetic process
Molecular function (GO): protein binding
Source: RefSeq, a predicted model, not a curated record